UGAGUACAUGAUCCUCACCACCAUUAUCGCUAACUGUAUCGUCCUGGCUCUGGAGCAGCACCUUCCCGGGGAGGACAAAACACCCAUGUCCAAGAGGCUGGAGAAGACGGAGCCCUACUUUAUCGGGAUGUUCUGCUUCGAAGCAGGAAUAAAAAUAAUUGCUCUUGGCUUUGUAUUUCAUAAAGGCUCUUACCUCAGGAACGGCUGGAACGUCAUGGACUUCAUCGUGGUCCUCAGUGGGAUCCUGGCUGCAGCAGGCGCACACAUGAACAUCUCAGUGGACCUGAGGACCCUGAGGGCAGUACGAGUACUCCGACCUCUUAAACUGGUUUCAGGCAUCCCUAGUUUGCAGAUCGUCCUGAAAUCCAUCAUGAAGGCCAUGGUUCCUCUGCUGCAGAUCGGACUUCUUCUCUUUUUUGCAAUCCUCAUGUUUGCCAUUAUUGGCCUGGAGUUCUACAGCGGCAAACUGCACCACACCUGUGAACCACAGCUUGGCAUUCUGGAGAAUGAGACGGUGGACUCCACUGAGUUAGAGUUCCCAUGUGGUGUUCGUCAGUGUCCAUCCAAAUACACCUGCAGUGACAAAUGGAUUGGUCCCAAUGAUGGAAUCACGCAGUUUGACAACAUCUUGUUUGCAGUUCUCACAGUGUUCCAGUGCAUCACCAUGGAGGGCUGGACCACUGUACUCUACAAUACCGAUGAUGCCUUGGGCCCCAACUGGAACUGGCUCUACUUCAUCCCUCUCAUCAUCAUCGGCUCCUUUUUUGUCCUGAAUCUGGUGCUAGGAGUCUUGUCUGGGGAAUUUGCCAAGGAGAGGGAGAGGGUUGAAAACCGCAGGGCCUUCAUGAAGCUGAGACGCCAACAGCAGAUUGAGAGAGAGCUCAACGGCUACCGGGCCUGGAUCGACAGAGCAGAGGAAGUGAUGCUGGCUGAGGAGAAUAAAACCCCAGGACCUUCAGCCCUCGAUGUGUUAAAGAGAGCCACCACCAUCAAGAGGAGAGGGAUGGAUGUGGUGCAUCGAGGACAACCAGGGGAAGAACAAUAUGGUGACAUCUCCUCUGUGGGCAUCCCAAUGGGCAGAUCAAGUAUCAGGAGUUCCAAGCGAGGUCCAACAGCAUAUUUUCGGCGCAAAGAACGUCUCCUUCGUAUCUCCAUCCGCCGUGUGGUGAAAACACAAACUUUCUACUGGACAGUGCUGGGCCUUGUUGCUCUCAACACACUGUGCGUGGCCAUCGUUCACCACAACCAGCCUCUGUGGCUGUCCAACUUCCUCUACUAUGCAGAGUUCCUCUUCCUCGCUCUGUUCCUGACAGAGAUGUUUCUAAAGAUGUACAGUUUGGGACCACGUCUCUACUUCCACUCCUCCUUUAACUGCUUUGACUGCAGCGUGAUUGUUGGCAGUAUCUUUGAGGUGCUGUGGGGUUUCUUCAGACCCGGCACUUCCUUUGGUAUCAGCGUCCUGCGUGCUCUCCGUCUGCUGAGAAUCUUCAAGAUCACCAAGUACUGGGCAUCUCUAAGAAACCUGGUGGUCUCUCUGAUGAAUUCCAUGAAGUCCAUCAUCUCUCUCAUCUUCCUCCUCUUCCUCUUCAUCGUUGUCUUUGCACUUCUUGGCAUGCAGCUCUUUGGUGGCAGGUUUAUCUUUGAAGACUACACUCCAACCAACUUUGACACCUUCCCUGCAGCCAUCAUGACUGUCUUUCAGAUCCUGACUGGAGAAGACUGGAAUGAGGUGAUGUAUAACGGCAUACGCUCUCAAGGAGGAGUGAAGUCUGGCAUGUGGUCCUCCAUCUACUUUAUUGUGCUCACACUGUUUGGAAAUUACACGCUACUGAACGUCUUCUUGGCCAUUGCUGUGGAUAAUCUUGCCAAUGCACAAGAGCUCACCAAGGAUGAAGAGGAAGCAGAGGCAGCAUUCAACCAGAAGCAUGCUCUCCAGAAGGCAAAGGAGGUUGGACCGUUGUCCUCCUUCAUGUCUUCAGAGGGAAGCAGGAGGAGGCGGCCCUACCUGUACAGGAAGAGAGCCAUCCACCGCAGCCGGCCCACCUACUCCUGCUCCCUGGAAGAGGCCCAGGGCAGUGUCAGGGAGGGCCGUCCACCCCCUCCACUCAACCCCUCUAACUCUUUCAUGUCCAGGAGAGAGAGGAGAAAAAGGAUGACCAUGUCCGUGUGGGAGCAGAGAACCAGCCAGCUGCGGAGGCACCGCCAGAUGUCCAGCCGUGAGAUCCUGUUCAGCAGCCCGAGUGAAGAAAAGGAUGGGCCACCUGCUUCCGGACGUCCUCUGUCACUGCACCGAAGGGCCAUGGAGCACAUGGCCUCUGGGAGUUUGAAACACUUCACAGACCCCUUAGCCUCUCCGGUGAAGAGUCAGGCUUUAGGUUCCUCCAUGUCUGUGGAUGCUGCCCUCUGUGGAGACAUACCUGAACCGCCAAUGUCGGUUCUGGUGCCAGAGUCAUUGGAUCCUACAAAUGUGUCAUCUGGUAUUCCAGAUCCCAUCAAAGAGAGUGGAAAACUGGAUGUAAACAAGAGUCACAACACCUUUAAUGAACGCAGAAGCCCUAGGUUGAAUGGCGAACGUCAGCACAGGGCGGUAAAGAAGUUUCGACCUCCUGAUAACCUUGACGUACUGACUCCUGAGAAAGGCCAUGGUGGGAUGAGAGGUAGGAGGCAUCACUGUGACCAUCAGAGCGGCUCCAGAAGUCAGGGGUCUUCACCUGGAAAUGGAAGCCACUUGACAAACAUCCCACUCAGCCAAGAGAGCAAGAGAAACCCAGAGAAGGAGGAAGAGAAGGAAGCAGAGGUCAGAAAGGAGGAGGGGGAGUCCAAACCUGAAGAGAGCAGACAGGGUGAAAAAAGUGAAGGAGAUGGUGGGAAUUCUCCAGAAAUUCUCACAGUUGAUCAGUGUCCUCAGACACAGGAAGAACCUCCUCAGCAGACAGAGCAGCCUCCUCCUGCCAUCCCAGAGAGCACCAGGGAGGAGGAAGAGACUGAGCAGGAGCACGAGAAAACUCAGCUCAGCUCUAGCGUGAUCAUUGACAUGCCUAAUGUACAGUCAUCUCUGGAGCUCUCCACGAUCACAGUAAAUAACAAAGACUCUGAAACGUGUAAAUCAGAAAAGGAGGAGGCAGAGGAGACAAAGCCUGUGAACACUGUGAUUCCAGACAGCAUGUUUAUCUUCAAACCUGACAACCCGGUGCGCAGAGUGUGUCACUACGUGGUCAACCUCAGGUACUUUGAAAUGUCCAUCCUGCUGGUCAUAGCUGCCAGCAGUAUAGCACUAGCUGCUGAGGACCCGGUAGCCACCUCCUCUGACUGGAACAAGGUUCUGCGAUACUUUGAUUAUGUUUUUACAGGAGUCUUCACUUUUGAAAUGGUUAUUAAGAUGAUAGACCAGGGUCUGAUCCUCCAUGAUGGCUCAUACUUCAGGGACCUGUGGAACAUCCUUGACUUCAUCGUUGUUGUGGGAGCGUUGGUCGCCUUUGCUCUCUCCAAUGUGAUGGGAAACAACAAAGGCCGAGACAUAAAGACCAUCAAAUCUCUGAGAGUGUUACGAGUCCUCAGGCCACUCAAGACCAUAAAGAGACUUCCUAAACUGAAGGCGGUGUUCGACUGUGUGGUGACAUCUCUGAAAAAUGUCUUCAACAUUCUGAUCGUCUAUAAGCUCUUCAUGUUCAUCUUUGCUGUAAUCGCUGUGCAGCUCUUCAAGGGGAAGUUUUUCUACUGUACUGACAGCUCCAAGACGACGGAGAAAGACUGCCAAGGUUACUACAUCGACUAUGGAAAGGACAAGAAGGAGAUGAAGAGAAGAGACUGGAAAAGACACGAGUUUCACUAUGACAACAUUGUCUGGGCUCUGCUAACUCUCUUUACGGUGUCCACGGGAGAGGGGUGGCCUCAGGUUUUGCAGCACUCAGUAGAUGUGACAGAGGAAGACAGAGGUCCGAGCCAUGGCAACAGGAUGGAGAUGUCUAUUUUCUAUGUCAUCUACUUUGUCGUCUUUCCUUUCUUCUUUGUCAACAUCUUCGUGGCUCUCAUCAUCAUCACCUUCCAGGAACAAGGAGAUAAGAUGAUGGAAGAGUGCAGCCUGGAGAAGAACGAGAGAGCAUGCAUAGACUUUGCCAUCAGUGCAAAGCCCCUGACUCGUUACAUGCCCCAGAACCGGCACACGUUCCAGUACCGCCUGUGGCAUUUUGUGGUGUCACCCUCUUUUGAGUACACUGUCUUGGCCAUGAUUGCCCUCAACACUAUUGUACUGAUGAUGAAGUAUUACUCUGCCCCUCCGGCAUAUGAGGCCGUACUGAAGCACCUGAACACAGCUUUCACUGUUCUCUUCUCUGUCGAAUGCGUUCUCAAGAUCAUGGCGUUCGGCUUUCUGAACUACUUCAGAGACACGUGGAACAUUUUCGACUUCAUCACUGUGCUGGGAAGCAUCACAGAGAUUAUUGUGGACCUGCAGUUUGUUGAUACGUUCAACAUGAGCUUCUUAAAGCUGUUCAGAGCGGCUCGUCUCAUCAAACUGCUGAGGCAAGGUUACACCAUCCGGAUCCUUCUGUGGACCUUCGUUCAGUCCUUCAAAGCUUUGCCUUAUGUCUGCCUACUCAUCGCCAUGCUCUUCUUCAUCUACGCUAUCAUUGGGAUGCAGGUGUUUGGAAACAUAAAGCUGAAUGACAAGACUCACAUUACCCAGCACAACAACUUCAGGACUUUCUCUGGUGCUCUCAUGCUGCUCUUCAGGAGUGCCACUGGAGAGUCAUGGCAGGAGAUCAUGUUGUCGUGUCUGGGUGGACAGAAGUGUGAAAAGGACCCAGCAGUAUCCGUGUCUGACCAGGAGGGAGGAUGUGGCUCUGACUUCGCCUAUUUCUACUUCGUCUCUUUCAUCUUCUUCAGCUCCUUUUUGAUGCUGAACCUGUUUGUCGCUGUAAUCAUGGAUAACUUUGAAUAUUUGACUAGAGAUUCAUCCAUCUUGGGUCCUCAUCAUCUGGAUGAGUUUGUACGGAUCUGGGGGGAGUAUGACCGUGCUGCCUGUGGUCGUAUCCAUUACACUGACAUGUAUGAGAUGUUGACCAACAUGUCGCCACCUCUAGGCCUGGGCAAGAAAUGCCCCUCCAAAGUGGCAUAUAAGAGACUCGUCCUGAUGAACAUGCCUGUGGAUGAGGACAUGUCUGUUCACUUUACCUCCACCCUCAUGGCCCUCAUCCGCACAGCCCUGGAGAUCAAGAUUGCCAGAGGAGGGGAGGAUAGAAAUCAGAUGGACUUGGACCUGCAGAAGGAGAUUGGGGUCAUUUGGCCUCAUCUCUCUCAGAAGACACUGGAGCUACUGGUUCCCAUUCACAAAGCAAGUGACAUGACGAUUGGGAAGAUCUAUGCUGCCAUGAUGAUCAUGGACUACUACAAGCAGAGCAAGGCCAAGAAGUUGCGACAGCAACUGGAGGAACAGAAACAUGCUCCAAUGUUCCAGCGAAUGGAUGCUUCCUCUCUGCCUCAAGAAAUCCUAUGCAAUGCCAAAGCCCUUUCAUUCCUCAGGCACAGUGCCGGAUCUGCUCUCACCAGAGGAGGUUUUGUUGCCCUCAGCCCCAUCUCUCCUCAAGACAUGUUCCUGCAGCCACUUGCUCACUCCAGGGAGGAGAGAGAGGAGGAAGAAGAGGAUGAUGAUUAUCGUUCACCCUACCACCCCUACCUCCACCCUCAUCACCACCAUCAUCAUUUACACACACUGGUGCCUGACGUGGUGCGGUAUAACCAAGUGAUGCAGCAGGCUAGGCAGGACUCAAGUGAAAUUAAAUCACCUCAGCGGACAGCUUCUACCAGAGCAUCCUCCAUGCCCAGACUAGCUGUUGAUCCACAGCCUGGGAUGACAGCAGACGAUAAGCUGAUGAAGCGUUCCUUCUCCACCAUCGGAGACCAGUGUGUGAACGGCCUGUGGCAGGAGCAGCACUCUCUGGAGAGAGUCAGUCCUGAUGACACAUACAGGCCUCGUCAGAGGAGCUACAGAGGUCCUAGAAUCAACCACAGAGAAACCAGCAUACAUGAAAGAGGACGAUCUAAGGAACGGCGCCACCUGCUGUCUCCUGAUGUGUCACGCUGUAACUCUGAGGAGCGUAGCCGGGAUCAAUCAAGUGAGAGGAGACGGUCUCGGUCACCCAGUGAAGUACGCACACAAACCUUACAGAGACAGGCUAACACAUCAGGCAGCCCUGCCCAUUCAGCCUCAGAGUCUGGAACUCCUCGUAAUCGACGUCAGCUGCCACAGACCCCGUCUCGCCCACGGCCCUACAUCUCCUACUCUCCUCUGGCCUGCAGAGCCCACACUUCUCCCCCACCAGCAAGUUCCUCCGAGGCACAGACCGAGCCUCAGGAGGGCCCCAGCAUCUCCACAGAGACCUUGCUGAGGGCUGACAAAGACAUCCUUCAGGGGUCAUCCAGGGGUCAGGUUUCAGGACCAAGCCACCCAUCUCCUCACCGGUACAUCUCAGAGCCCUACCUCCCAUACCACAAGGACGUCAGCGGAGGAGAAGGGGGGGAUAAGCAGGACACGCUUACUUUUGAGAGUGCCAUGGCCACCAGCCUUGGGCGGGUCAACGCCACCUUCUCCGCCCCUCAGCUCAGACACUCCUGGCAGGUUCCUAACGGGCAUUACCGGAGGCAGUUUGGCCAGACGAGCCCGGCUGGAACUAGAGAGUUGCUGAGUGACACAGACGAGGAUGACCGCUGCUAAAACAAACAAAAAAAGGGAAUGCAAAAAGAGACGGGGCAUCUCAGAGGAUUUAGCUCUUCUGCAGCUCCAAGCACUUGUUUUCUCAGCAUCAGUAGCAAAACGGACAGGACUGAACUGCUUUUAUCCAGAAACUCAGACAUUUGUCUACAACAUGCUCUAGUGUGUGUGUUUGUUGUAGCUAAAGGAAAGCUACAUGCGUGGACUUGGGUGUGUCUUUACAAGUGUGUGUGUUCUCUUAUCAGAGAAAAUUUGCCAAAAUAUGACAGCAGCAGAGACAGACUGUGUUUAAAGUCCAUCACUGCAGGCAGAAACAAGUGUUGCCAAGCCUCCCUACAUGUUUUGAUUGUUAUUUGAACAAAAUAUGGAAAACAGUGAACCAAGGCGUACAAAUCUCUCAUUGAACCCAAAAAAACAAUGCGUUUUGUUUAUGUGAACAUAGAGGUAGCAUGUACAAAUCUAAUAUGAUGAAUGUAUUUUAGCUUUUAGUUCUUAUGAUCUGGUCUUUUGAGAGGGUUGCUGUUAGUCUUUACUGAGCAUUGUUGUAAGAGUAGCAUUAAAAGAAAGGGUUUGCCAGUUUUUAAUUUCACACAAUUCCUAUUCACAAUAAUAGUAUCCACAUGUCAAGGGCAUUAUUAUGUCAAUAGUCAAAUAAUCACACAUCAAGUUCCAGACAUAAAAAAGAGGAGACCUCUAGUGAUUGUUGAGUUAUCUUUAUAUUCGUUGAAAACAAUGAUGAUGUAUCUUAAAGUGAACCAGCACAGUGCAGGUCUAUGUUAUUUUUGUGUUGUGGAAAACAGAUUAAGAUAUGAAAGAUUACAGAAUAUGUGUUUUGUCUCAGGAUACCUGACCACUGAAUUUAUGUAAGACUUGUGAAAAUUAAGAGUUAGAAGCUGUCUAUUAAUUCUGCUGAUCAGUCUGUAAUAAUAGCGUCAAAAAGCCCUAAGAAGAAGUUUCACAUAGGCUAUAUUCAUUAACACAUUUCAGUCUUAAGUGAAGAUGAGUUAAAUGAAUUGAGAGGAAUGUUCAAUCUAAAUCCCUGCGAUGGAUAAAUGUUGUUUUCUCAGAGUGGUGACUAAAGCCAUUUUCUACCCGUACAUAGAGCCAGAAAUGUGUCUUCUUCAGGAAGUGUUGCCUUCUCUUAUGUGAUAAGAAAAGUGACAAAUCUUAAUGUCCUUUUUUAUAUUUGAUGCAGCAUAGAUGAUUUUAGAGGGAGGUAUGUUUUUCCACAGUGUAUAAGAAGGGGAGGAAGCCAACUUUUCUUUGUAAACCCUUGUUAUAUUGGUUGACAACUGCUUUACCUUGAAUUAAAUACAACUAUUAUUAACAGAAUUAACAUCAAGCUUUAUUGAAGAGCUAAAGUCAGCAAUUAAGACCAUUAAUAUGUUAGAAAAAAAUGUUAACUGAGGUAUUAAAUUAAGUUGUUUACAGAAUAGGAUGAUAAGAAGAAUGUUUAGCACAUUGCAAAUGGCCGUAACUACAGAAGAAGAUUAUGGCCAAGGGUGAGGAAAAAAAAAUAAUGCAUUGCACUUCAAGAAUAAAGACCAAAUGUUGAGAAAAAAAAGCCAAAAUGUUAGGGUGAAGAUGGCCAAGCAAUUAGGUCACGCCCCAUGUAUGCAAGCGAAAUGGGUUCAAGUCCAGCCUUGAACCUGGGCCUCUUUCCUGCAUGUCUCACACCCUUUCUUGUCCCUACUUCUGACUCUAUCUACUGUUCUCUCUAAACUAAAGGCAUAAAAAGCCCCAAAAUGUAUUUUUUAAAAGUCCAAAUGUUGAGAGUAAACUUUGAUUCUAAAGUCAAAGCUUGUUAGACUAUAACAAACUGCAGAUCUUGGACAACCACACUGCGUUUAUGAGCCUUUAAGAAAAAUAAUCUCUUUGUAGAUAAAUCAAUCUCUGAAGGAUAGUUCCACAUGAUCAUGGUAUCAGGCAUUUUGUAAAGACAGUCAAGACUGUCCACUGAUUGUUAAAGUUUGACUUUAUCCCACAAAUUUCAAAUGUCCUCUAGACAUUUCAGCUCUAGUCAUUUCUGUGACGUCAAUGUGGACUGAACCCAGGAGCAAGAAAGAAGAAGAUGUCAUUAGGAGGGGUUUAUUGUCAACAGAUAAUGCAGAAUAAGGCUGGUGUAUAAACUGAAGAGGGGAAGCUGGCAAAGUGGAAGAGGCACUGGGAGUCUGAACGGAAUCACUGGAAAGAAAUAGAGAACAAAGAAGGUUAGUAUCUUAACAGAAAAACUUUCCCAAAAUCACACAAAUCCUCAAAGACAGAGCUAGAGCUUGAGCCCCCUGGUGCUGGCAUACUCUGGCACCUUCUGACGUUCAGCCAGGUGCAUAUAAGCUGGUGCUGAUUGCUUCCAAUGAGAUGCAGCUGAGUUAUUGAGGCACCUCGGUGCUUCUGAAGUGACGUAUUUGCAAACCCCUACAGCGUGUGUGUAGCUCCAACUUUUUGGGACGGAUAUCCAAGAUUGGUACGUCUAUGAAGGGGUGCCAAAAAGAGGGACGGUACAUGUUUUUUGCCUCCCAAACAACAAAAUGCUAAGCGUAACAAAACCCAAAAUGACCACUAGAAAGGAUAAAGGUUUAUUCUCGAAGUGCACAGCAUUAUUUUUUCCCCCACCCAUGUCCCUUAUCCUCUUCUGUACAUAAGCAUCCACUUCACUUUUAAAACCAGAGGCUAUGCUUAUUUUUGUGAGCAGCCCAUGUGUUUUUUUCCCCGUAUGUACACAUCUCUGAUUUUCUGUCACAUUACUGGCUUUUUUUUGCCAGUAGAAACACAUUUAUAGAGAGGCUGUAUUCAGCCGAUGUCAACAUCUGGGUGGAUAGCUCAAAACCUGCAAUAAGAUUAAACUGCUAAAAUUCAGGUAAAUUAAGCCUAUCUUACAAGUUAUCCAAUAAUCUCCUUUUUUUAAUGAGCAACUGCAAAAACUGUGAAAAGAGGGAAUGGAGGGAUACCCAGCCUAAUUUCAAGUUAAAACAACAUAUUUCAUAGCACAAAGCAUUGGCCAGACUGCAGCUCAUGCUAGCACCUUGUCACACACUUACUAGCUAGCUUACACUAAAGCUAGUGAGGAAAUGGUUGAGCGCUAACGUUAUCAUUGGUGGUAACACAAGAUACAACUGGAAAUUCUGGAACUCCUUGUUAGCAUGGUGCUAGCUAGGAAUUAACACCUUAGCUAACUUAAUGUCAGUUUGUAAGUAGAUGGCUGCUAGCAUUAGCUUUUGUCUUAACAGUGGCUCUCUGGGCUAAAUUUCACUUUCCAUGCCAUCAAGUCUGUGAACAUUUAUUUCACUAUAAUGUGCUCAUACAUACGAAUGAAUAGCAAAUAGGCUAUUACGUUACUUACUCUUUAAAUCAAUACCAAAAUCUAUUCUUCCAUAAAAGAUUUCAAAAUGUAACUUUGACAUCUUAAGAAUCCUUAUAGAUAUUUUUAAUUCUUUUGGACUCAAAAACGUUUCUUCAGAGUCACAAUUUAACAUAAAGAAAUCAGCCAUAUUUAGAUGUAGCUUGUUAGCACAGCCCAAAUAGCUGAUUUUUGCUCAAAUGCCACCUGUGAGAUUACAAGAGUGGGUCCAAAACAGCCCUGGCUAUGCAGCUGUUUCCCUGGACUAACAGUAGCUGAAGGGUUAAUGAACAUUUCACGUUAUGGCCCAGUGUGCCUCCAGCUUUUCACUACUUAUCUUUGGAGUUGCUCAUUUAGUGUGAAGCAAGAAAACAUUAAUUACCAAACAUACGUACCCUUAACUACAGGAGGGGAAAACUUCACCAGCUUCCCAUCCUGAAUAUGUCAUCAGAAGAAAAUUACUGCAAGCAGGUGAACACAUUAAAUUGUUGGAUUUUUAAAAUGUAUUCAUCUGUUUUAAUUUUUGUGGUUGUUUUUAGUUUUACAUAGCUACUAAGGAAUACAAAAGCUUCUUAUCAUAGUAAUGAAUCAGCAGGCAGAGAAAUGCUCAUGUCACUUCAGUCCAGUCAGUAUCUUUUAACCUUUAUCCUGAAUUUGUUGUUCUUCCUCAGUAAGCUGUGUAUUUAAAUCCCGUGCUGAUGUGUUAGUGUGAUAUGUUAGGUUUGACAUGUCUAUGAAAUGUGAACACAGGACAUAUCUAGACAGAGGUUGAGAUGUUAACUCUUCUGCAGUCCCAGAACCAGAAAGUCCUUGCUGGAAAUUAAAGGAGCAAAACCUCCUUUCAGAUGUGUUAACUAAAAAUCUUCAUUUUUACAUAAGUCAGGUAAGGUUUAGGCUCCAGUCUGUAAAUUGUAGGACUGUGCUUCACAUUAACAGCUUCACAUGGCCUAGGACUUAACUUCAAUGUCUGUACAGAACAGCCUGAUCUGUGCCUGAGGAAACUCACCUGCCAAGCCUGGAUUUGAUAGCUAGACAAGCUUCCUGUUAAAAAAUAUGUAGUAUACAUUGUACAAAAUAAAUUCAUGUGUCAUUUAUUGCACCAUUUAUAUUUUUGUUUGAAUCAAGAUGCCUGUCCAUAACUUUAACAAAACAAG
This is a messenger RNA of Cheilinus undulatus (humphead wrasse), 11200 nucleotides long. It is a transcript of the gene cacna1ea, whose product is annotated as voltage-dependent R-type calcium channel subunit alpha-1E. The record is from RefSeq and is a predicted model, not a curated record. Gene Ontology annotation, biological process: chemical synaptic transmission; calcium ion import across plasma membrane. Lineage: Eukaryota; Metazoa; Chordata; Actinopteri; Labriformes; Labridae. Gene Ontology annotation, molecular function: high voltage-gated calcium channel activity. The coding region runs from base 8 to 6712 and encodes 2234 amino acids. The transcript has 45 exons. Gene Ontology annotation, cellular component: voltage-gated calcium channel complex; membrane; neuronal cell body.